Solenopsis invicta (red fire ant) is the source of this 2210-nucleotide messenger RNA. RefSeq names its product diacylglycerol kinase epsilon (gene Dgkepsilon). Bases 201 to 1793 code for a protein of 530 amino acids. The transcript has 11 exons. NCBI's taxonomy places the organism in Eukaryota, Metazoa, Arthropoda, Insecta, Hymenoptera, Formicidae. Gene Ontology annotation, molecular function: ATP-dependent diacylglycerol kinase activity. The record is from RefSeq and is a predicted model, not a curated record.
ACUCCUGUCAUUUUGGUGACUAGCAAUCUUGGCAACAAAAACAGUGGUAAAGGUUAGAUGAAAUCAAAAACACAUAUAACAACAAUACACACACAUGAAAUACGAUACACAAACGCUCAAAAAAAUAAAUAGUAGCGUUGGGUUUAUCAUAUAACAAAAUCAAAAUUUUGGAACCCUACUAAAUGAAUUAAGUCAGCGUUAUGUGGAACGAAGAUCUGAAUGCUAUUGUUCUAUAUAUAUUAUCUAUUAUGAUCUUUUUUUUAUUUACAAUACAUUUCUUCCGAUAUCUCAUAAAUAAUUCUCAUAUUCAAAUUAGAGACGCUACAAAAGAACAUAAUUGGAAGGCAAUUAGCGGAAUAACCAAGGCAUAUUACUGCAGUAUUUGCGAGGCUUUACUAUUGAAUCUUGAUGCUCUUUUCUGUGAUUCUUGUGGCGUAUGCGCGGAUCGAGGGUGCGUAAAGCUUGCUGAUAAACAGUUAAAAUGUAAAGCUAUAACUCUCAGUAAUGAUCAGCAGAUGAAGCAUCAUUGGAUUAAAGGUAAUUUGCCACUUGUCGCUUUGUGUUACAUCUGUGAAGAAGAGUGCGACGUAGAGCUCGGCCUAACAGACUGGUGGUGUUGUUGGUGCCAAAGAUGUGUUCACGAAACAUGUAAAUCUUCUCUCUCUGAAAUAUGUGAUUUUGGAAAGUUCAAAUUAAUGAUCAUUCCACCAGGAAGCUUAGAAGUAAUAAAUCGACGUAGCACAAUGAGACGUAGACUACAUCUUCGUUCCAUUACACCACCAAAUUGGCCUAAUUGGAAUCCGAUUAUUGUUGUAGGAAAUAGAAAAUCAGGAAACAAUGAUGGAGGUCAAAUUUUGUCUCUGUUCAGAAGAUUGUUGAAUCCUGCGCAAAUCGUAGAUUUAGCAGAACGUGAUCCAGUCGCUGCUCUCGAAUGGUGCCGUUUGUUAGGGAAAGAGAAAACUCCAUCUACUAUACUCGUAGCUGGCGGCGAUGGAACCAUCGCUUGGUUAUUAAACACCAUCAACAAGCUCGAGUUGAAGCCUGUUCCAUCUGUAGCAAUAAUUCCUUUGGGGACCGGCAACGAUCUAUCGAGAGUAUUAGGUUGGGGAAAGGAACAUGAUUCACAUUUGGAUCCCAUGGAACUGUUGCGGAAAGUUCAAGCAGCGGCAGAAGUGAAGCUCGAUAGAUGGUCCGUGAUGAUAAAACCACAUGGCGGAUUAGGAUUUAGAGGAUCAUAUCGCACCUUAUUCAUGUACAAUUACAUAAGCGUGGGCGUGGACGCACAAGUGACUUUGGAUUUUCAUCGCACAAGAGAGAGUCGAUUUUAUCUAUUUAGCCAUAGAAUAUUUAACAAGCUGCUGUACCUGUGCUUUGGCACGCAACAAGUUGUGGAAAGGGAGUGCAAAGAUCUUGAUAAAAAUUUAGAAGUUUAUUUAGACGGCAAGAAGAUAGAUCUGCCUUCAAUUGAGAGCGUAGUGAUACUUAACAUUCCAUCUUGGGCUGCCGGUGUCGAUUUAUGGAAAAUGGGGAUGGAAGACGACGAAAAUUCAGAAGUGCAAAGUAUUAAUGAUGGCAAAUUAGAAGUGGUAGCGCUUUAUUCUUCAUUCCACAUGGCUCAGCUCCAAAUAGGUCUCUCGAAACCACAUCGGAUUGGUCAAGCUAAUACCGUAAAGAUAAAAUUAUCGCGGUCAUGCGCGAUGCAAAUUGAUGGUGAGCCCUGGUAUCAACAUCCAUGCGAAUUCAACAUAACAUACUGCAAUCAAGCUUCUAUGUUGAUAAGUAGCGACUUUUAAAUAUAUGCCGCGCGUGACCUUAUGGCAAUUUGCACAAAUGCAUUUAUUUAUACGUUACUAUGCAAGUGCUAGCUAAAAUUUGCCAGAUCUGUUAACAACUUAGCUGCUUAACAACGGCAAUUAAAAUAUUGGAACGUGUAUAAGAAGAAAUGAAAAACUCUAGUCAAUGUUAAAUAUUCUACAUAAAAGAAAUGAAUGUUAUAAUUUUUAUGGAAUCCUAAAUAACACAAAGUCUAAAGCCAUAUCAUAAAGACGCCUGAUCUGAUUUUAGACUUUGUGUUGUCUUGGAUAUAGUUGUUUCUAUAGAAUUCCAUUUAUUGAUAUGCCCGUAUUUAUAAAAUAUAAAUAUUUAUAAAAUAAAAAUAUACAAAUAUUAUAAAAUAAUAUUACACAUGAAUAAAAGUAUUUUGAUGUUUA